CCUUUCCACUGUGCCUGCAACCUGGUCAGGGAGGAAGUAAGGACUGGUGUCAGGAGAGAGCUGCUAGGAUGGACAGUUCUCAUGCUACAAGGACCUGUGUGUUCAUCCUUCUUGUGGCCCUACUGUGUGCAGAAAGAGCUCAGGGGCUGGAGUGCUACUGUUGCCUGGGGGUCCCACUUGAGACUUCCUGCAAAUCAAUGACCUGCCCCUACUCUGAUGGAUUCUGUGUUACUCAGGAAGAAGAAGUUAUUGUGGACUCUCACACAAUCAAAGUAAAGAGCAAUCUCUGCCUUCCCAUCUGCCCUACUAAUCCUGAAAAUACCGAGUUCCUGGGUACUGCUGUCAAUGUGAAGACUUCCUGUUGCAAGGAAGACCUCUGCAAUGCAGCAGUUCUCACUGAAGGCAGCACCUGGACCAUGGCAGGGGUAAUUCUGUUCAGCCUGGGCUCAGUCCACCUACAGACCUUGCUGUGAUGGUACAUCCAACAAACCCUACCCUUGUCCUUUUAUCAUUAUGUUUCGGGGUAGUGUGAGGGACAUCUUGUUUCAUCUUUAUAGCCCCUGAAGUGUAGAUACCCCACUCCUUGCUAGGUCUUUCAGAUCUGUACUUCCUGUAAUGUUAUUUUUCUGUGGCUUGCUGCUCUUGACCCUGGAGGCAUGUGGCUAGCACAUGGAAGAGGCAGAUUCCAAGGUAUUGUUCCAUCACCAUCCACAUAUAAGAAUCUGGGGUUAUCCAGGGUUCCUAUGUGUGCUGCUCAAUGUCCCACUGUUGAGUCCAAUAAACCAUUGAUUCUCCUA
Molecule: messenger RNA, 797 nt
Organism: Mus caroli (Ryukyu mouse)
Lineage: Eukaryota; Metazoa; Chordata; Mammalia; Rodentia; Muridae
Product: lymphocyte antigen 6A-2/6E-1-like
Biological process (GO): acetylcholine receptor signaling pathway
Cellular component (GO): plasma membrane
Molecular function (GO): acetylcholine receptor inhibitor activity; acetylcholine receptor binding
Source: RefSeq, a predicted model, not a curated record